This is a messenger RNA of Austrofundulus limnaeus, 357 nucleotides long. Its product is annotated as phosducin. Lineage: Eukaryota; Metazoa; Chordata; Actinopteri; Cyprinodontiformes; Rivulidae. Gene Ontology annotation, cellular component: photoreceptor outer segment. The record is from RefSeq and is a predicted model, not a curated record. Gene Ontology annotation, biological process: regulation of G protein-coupled receptor signaling pathway.
GUCCAAAAGGUGUCAUCAAUGACUGGCGAAGGUUCAAGUUGGACAGCGUGGAUCAGACCGUCCCUCAAAAAAAGAGAGAGCUGCUGAGACAAAUGUCCAACCCUCGAGAGGACGACAAGGACAGGUCCAACAGAAAGAUGAGCGCCCAGGAGUAUGAGCUGAUCCAAAACGAGGACGAGCGUGGCCUGAAACGCUACAGGAAGCAGUGCAUGCAGGAAAUGCACGAGCGCCUGAGCUUCGGGCCGAAGUUCGAAUGCGUCCACGAGCUGGAGAGCGGCGAGGCCUUCCUGGAAGUGAUAGAGAAGGAGCAUCGGUUGACCCUGGUGGUGGUCCAUAUCUACCAGAACACCGUCAAAA